Messenger RNA from Closterium sp. NIES-65, 391 nucleotides. Lineage: Eukaryota; Viridiplantae; Streptophyta; Zygnematophyceae; Desmidiales; Closteriaceae. The record is from the annotation of a GenBank genome assembly.
CCCUCCCUCCUCCACUCUCUCCUCCCCUUCCUCCUCCGCGUCCCCCCGCACCCCACACUCCCCCUCUCUGACCCCCAGCUUUGGCCCCUCUGGCCCCUCCCUGUAUCCCUCCUCGCAGCUGCUGGAUCGUGACUCCCCCACGGGUGAGCAUCCAGCCUGGUGGCUGCUCGCUGGUGGUAUUCGUCUGGACUUUGGCCCCUCCCUGUAUCCAGCCUCGCAGCUGGUGGAUCAUGGUGACCCCCCCAUGGGUGAGCUUGAAGAUCUGACCUGGUAUCUGCUGGCUGCUGGUAUUCGUCUGGGCUUUGGCUCCUUUGGCUCCUCUGUCCCCUCCCUGCAUCCAGCCUCGCAGCUGCUGGAUCGUGACUUCUCCCCAGGGGUGAGCAGCAUCUAG